CAUGAGGUAGAAGCCAUUGUCAACUCUAGACCACUGAUGUUUCUGCAUGCCUCUUCAGGUGAGCAGGAAGUGCUAACUCCCGCACACUUUCUGACCGGAAAGCGCGUGACGUCGCUUCCAACAUCAUGCGAACCAGACACAAAAAUUGACACCAGCAACGACCUCACUCGUCUUUGGAAGCACCAUCAAAGGCAGCUAGAUCACUGCUGGACUAGAUGGCGCCGCGAGUAUCUUCUUCAAUUACGGUCCGCGCACCAGUCGCCUAACCGUCAGUUGAGUAGAAUGCAGGCUGGAGACUUAGUGCUCAUAGAAGAGGAAAAGACACCACGACAUUUGUGGCGCACAGGACGUGUCCAAGAGCUUCUUCACGGGAGGGACGGAGUCGUACGUUCAUGCUCCGUUGCCUUGCCAGGUGCACAAGUGCUGAAGCGACCAGUGCAACUGGUGUACCCCUUA
Messenger RNA from Ixodes scapularis (black-legged tick), 456 nucleotides. RefSeq lists its product as uncharacterized. The record is from RefSeq and is a predicted model, not a curated record. The annotation marks the transcript as partial. Lineage: Eukaryota; Metazoa; Arthropoda; Arachnida; Ixodida; Ixodidae. The transcript has a single exon.